GUCGGAACGGACCGCCGCGGCCAAGCGCCGCCGCGAAGAGGCCGACUCGGGGGUGGAACAGCGGCCGGGGCGCGAGCGGACCAUGAGCCGAGCAGUCAUGGACAGGGUGGGGAGGGCGCUGGCGCAGCGUCUGUUUCUGGUGCAGCGGCGGGAUAUAUCGCGGGGGCCGGCGGGGGUCGGCGGGGCGGCCUCGACCGAGGCUGGGGGGACAUCGACGGGUCCCGAUGAUAAGUGGCACGCCGUGUUCGCGGUGUUUGGCACCACGGGCAACGUGUACGAGUGCCACGUGUGCGCCAACCCCAGUUGUACCUGCCCAGACUUUGCGGGUGACCUCAGAUCCGGCGGCGGCGCGUCCGCCGGGGGCCGCGGCGGCAGACACGGCGGUCACAUCUGCAAGCACCUCUUGUGGGUGUACAUGAGGGUCCUCGGCGUCCAGCGCGACGACCGCGUCCUGUGCCAGGUGGCGCUUCUCCAGUCUGAGCUCGCGAAGAUGCUCGCGACGCCGACCCGCGCGCAGAGAGCCGAGCUCGCCGCCGCAGCCGUCCGCGAGGCGUACCUCGCCGCGACGGGCGGCGCGCGCGGGACGGAGGAGCUCGCGCCUCCGCCGGUGACGCGCCAACCGGUUCGUUCGGCGGAUGGCGACGGCGAGAUUGAGCCGGUGACGUGUCCCGUGUGCUUCGACCCGCUGGAGGACCCGGCGGAUGUCGCGCCAAACUUGGCCGGGGUGGACGUCGGCGCGAGUUGCUCCGGCGCCCGCGAGCCGAUAGGUUCAAAAGGCGCGAAGGUGUGGUGGUGCCGCGGUGGAUGCGGCGGGAACGUGCACAGCGCGUGCAUGCGACGGUGGAUCGACAGGAGCGGCAUGGCGCCCGCGUGUCCGCUGUGCAGGGCGACGUGGGUGCCGCAGGAUGAGGAUGACGGCGGCGGCGAUGACGCGACGGGGGACGCGGUUGUCGCGCUUCCGACGCCGGCGCCCGACGCCGACGGGACGACCGCGAAGACCGACCCCGAUACGAGCGCGCCGUUCACGAGCCCCGGGGGUUCGAGCUACGUCAACCUGCGCGCGUACCAGGGAGGAACCGCGGCGCGCAGGGACCUGAGCCAGUACAACGACUUCGCCAGGAAGGCCAUCGAGAAGAGGGAACGGGAGCAGAGGGAGGGCAAGUGACGAUCCCAACAGCGGUGGACCCGAAAGAUUCUUUUGCGACGGGUCUUCAAGAUCCCUCGCCAUACGCGCCGAUACUUGAUUUACGACUAGCAUAUUGUUACCAAGACGUGGUAGGCG
Molecule: messenger RNA, 1282 nt
Organism: Micromonas commoda
Lineage: Eukaryota; Viridiplantae; Chlorophyta; Mamiellophyceae; Mamiellales; Mamiellaceae
Exons: 1
Coding region: 83-1165 (360 amino acids)
Molecular function (GO): zinc ion binding; ubiquitin protein ligase activity
Source: RefSeq, a predicted model, not a curated record